AUGAUGGCGGUGCGUGAACGCGCAGUGAAAGUAAUGGCUGCUCUGGAUCGGCGGGUGCCUAGCCUCGAUGAUUUCGUGGGUCAAAGCUGGACUGCUUGGACCGAGUGGGCCGGUGUGACAGCACCUGAUGGAGCUGAUUUGGAUGACUGCAGUAAAAAUGGCAAAAAGGCUGCAGAAGCAAUGUCACUCAGCAAGGAGGACAUGUCGAUCUUUGGCCUGUACCCCGGUUAUGAUGACUUCUACCUUGUGGUGUGUAGCCACUGUGGUCAAGUCGUGAAACCACAGGCAUUCGAGAAGCACUGCGAGCGGAGACACGGCCCUCUGGCCAAACUUUAUGCCCGAAUACGCUCUCCAGCCCCUCAGCCUCAGCCCCAGCAGAGGACCCAUCACAGCCAUUCUCCUUCUCAGGGGACCAAUGUCAUUCCAGCUUCAUCGUGGGACGGUCGAAGCCAAAGUGGCGGCGCACUUAGACCACCCCCUCAAUCUCCUUCUACACCACCACAGCACAGACCCAACAAAAGCACCAAGGAAGGAACACGACAUUCCCCACUGGAAAAAUCCUCCCACGGCAGCCACACAGAUUCAUCAGUAUUCAAACAGCCGCCGCCUUUGGAGCCUCCGAUUAGCUCUCCGCCUUCAUCCGUAAGAGACCCCCCGUGGCCACACGGAGGCACCCCACCUGGUCGGCCUUCACCAAAUGAAAGGCCCCUCAUGCAAAGGAAGGAUUCUUCUCCAUCUUCAGUGGUCCCAAGCCACCGUAUUCCCAGGCCAUACAACAAAGUGGCCUCUAAAAGAGAGUGUGAUUUGGACAAACACUGUGGUGUCCUCGAUCCUGACCGGAAGAAAGUCUGCACUCGUCUCCUCACAUGCAAUAUCCAUUCCAUCCACCAGCGAAGGAAGGUACUGGGCCGUAGUAAGAACUUUGACCAGUUGGUGGCUGAACUCAAGACCAAGGUUCGUGAGAAGGGCGCACAGUCACUGGAGGGAUGUUCGUCUUCUGGGAGGUCCCCCAGCCCAGAGGCACCCAGAGAGCAAGAGGGAGUCCCGCACUGCCGAAGACCUUUGGCCAGCCUUCCCGCUUUCAGUCGCUCCACUGUUUUGUCAGAGAGCACCCCAGAGGCUGACAGGCAGGUGAGGGAUGAGGGAUGCGUCCGCGCCCCCUCCCCUCUCGUCCAUGGAACAAUUUCCAGUGACGAAAGUGAGGCAGAAGGAGCGGAGGAACCUGUUGAGUUCCCGUCUUCUGCUACGCACCCAAGACCGCUUGCAAUGUGUUCAUUUGGCGUCACCAUGUUAGGCCAAGGCAUCUACACGUUUGAUAGACGGCUUCACCACCUGAGGUCGGCUUUUAGCAGCAUGCUCGAGCAGCACAUCAGCGCCCACCUUUGGAAGAAAAUACCUCAAGCCCCCAACCAUCAGUGUCCAACUUCCUCAGCCAAGAUUCUCACCUCAUCGUCUCACGUCUCCAUCACGUCCUCGUUCCAUUCUAAAGUCCGCUCGGCCGCUCACGUCAAGUCCUCCCUCAAAACCAUGUUGUCGUCCUCGUCGUCUUCCGGGUGCGUGCCGGGAAGACGUUCCCCGGUCACGUUGUCGGAGAACUCCGGGAGCGGCUGCGGCGCGGGAGGCCCUCGCCUGCCGUCCCCGGGUCAUCCCGCGGACGCGCAUCACGCGGGUCCGAGGCGACCCAAGAACCCGGUCGGGCGUCCCAGCAAGCAGAUGAUGAAGCUGCGUGAGGACGCGGCGGCAGCGGCCGCCGUCCGUAAAAGAAAAGCCCCGGCGCAGGAAGGGGAGCAUUCGGGCCCCAACAGGAACUGCGUUACCCUCCACGACAGGGGCCGCCCGCCCUCUGUCGCGUCUUCCCCCUCCAAAGCCCCAAUUCUUUCCGCCCUUCCUCACGGACAGACCAACGGUAGGCUCUCACCUGGGAGCAAAGCCCGCCCCCCGCCCCCGCCCACGGAGUCUCACUCGCCAACGGCUAAGACUCUAUGGACAUACAGACGGACUCAUCCCGCGUUGGCUCAUUCGUCGCCCCCGGAGCCCGCCUCCGUGAACAAUUCCCACUGUCGGAAUAGCGCGGGGGACUCGGGAUCGCACGGGCAGGGCGGCGGGCGGACUCUGGAACACCACAGUUUGAUGAAAAAACGCAAGGGGGGCGGUCUUGAAGAACACUCCCCUUCCGCACACCGCCUGACCUCCUCUUCCUCCUCGUCCACUCCCGCCUCUUCUUCUCCUCGCUCGAAUUUCUAUCCGUGGAAGGACAGCAAGAGUGGAUGCCUGGCGGGGGGCAUGGAGAAGAAGGUGGGCACACAGAAGCCAAAACUGCACCAUUAA
This is a messenger RNA of Nerophis lumbriciformis (worm pipefish), 2328 nucleotides long. The record is from RefSeq and is a predicted model, not a curated record. Lineage: Eukaryota; Metazoa; Chordata; Actinopteri; Syngnathiformes; Syngnathidae.